GAGACGAAACAAGUCCCAGAACAGAACAGCAUUACAGCGGUGCUAUCCGAGCGCUUCGCGACCACCUAUGUAAUCUGCCGGAUAUCUGAGACUGUUUCAUUUGCAUCGAGGACGAGUGGAAAGACGGGGGGAUGGUGAGAUGGAAAAGGUAGGAGCUCAACAGCUUGAAAGGUCCAGUCCACGAACAAUCAGAAAAUGGCGGCGCAGGGCGCAGCGCGUCACACCAACACCACCGGGUCUCUCAGGCUCACACAUGUUCACAUGUUCACAAUGACAUACUAUGGAGAGCACAUGAUUGAUGAACCAAAGUACGACCGUGAGACAAUCAACAUUCGGAAAUCCUUCCCUUGAGAGUAGGCCGACGGUCGAGCCGCAACUUCACUCGUCCAUUAUUACACCCAAGGGGGCAGAGCAAAGCUAACCGGCCAAAUCUGAUCAUCGCUAUGGCGGGCUCAACAAGUGAGGCAGAGGCAGGUGCCUUCGUUCACUGGCUUCAAGGAGUCCGUGCAAUCGACCUCCUGGAUAAGGAAGUUCAUUCGAUCGAGGACAUAUGCGAUGGCACUGUACUGUUUGAUGCGCUGAAUCACGUCGACGGUGAACACUUUCGCAAUCCUCACGAGGACGAAUUGAAAGACAAUGUUGUACUGCGCAUCGGCACACUCAAACGGCUGUACAAGUUAAUGAUUCAAUACAUGGCCGAGAACUUGCAGUUCUCGACAGCUAAACUGGAGGAGCCGGAUUUCGAUGCGCUUGCCCGAAUCAAUGCCCCAUCUGAAGCUUGCAAACUCUGCCGACUGGCGCUGAUCAUCGCGGUUCAAAGCGAUAACAAGAUGAGCUACGUUGAGGUCAUUCAAGGCCUCGAUCAAGGUGACCAACAGCAGCUCAUGCAGAGUAUCGAAAUUACUAGAAAAAGCCUCGAACCAGUCAGCGCGGACGAAGACGGAGAUGAAUUUCUGGAUAUUCGAGCUCGGCAGCCUUCAGAAGAAUUAUCAGAUGUUGCGAAGUCGCCAUCUAAAGAAAGAAACAACCUCAGUCUCGAGUAUCGAAACCUGGUCGCUGAGCAUGAGGCCAGAGGAAACACGAUUGAAGAAUUGGAGGGCGAACUUGCUAAGCUGCAAUCCAAGAUGGGUGAGAUCACCGAACAGCUCGAAGCCGAGAAGAGGAAGAGCCUGCAUCAGGACCAGCGCACUGAAGUCACAAGACUGACGGAGGAGUUAAGAAAGUGCGAAGAUGCUCUGGCGAGCGCAGAAGGUGAGAUCGACAGGUUGCAAGUUGGGCUGCGGGAGCGGACUCGUGCGGUAAGUUUUUUUCUUGCCAGUCAGAAAGAACAAGCGUAUUUUUAUUCAUACUCUCCUUGCCUCCCUGACAGCUUGAGGAAGCGGGACAAAAGGCGAAAGAAUUCGACAGGGUGAAAGACCAGUUGGAUGAGUUCAAGCAUACAGUGGAUAAGCUCCAAAAGGCCGAGAGCGUUAUCGAAAAAUACAAGAAAAAACUUGAGGAGAG
Tilletiaria anomala UBC 951 is the source of this 1503-nucleotide messenger RNA. RefSeq lists its product as uncharacterized. The transcript is spliced from 3 exons. The record is from RefSeq and is a predicted model, not a curated record. Gene Ontology annotation, cellular component: centrosome; cytoplasm. Lineage: Eukaryota; Fungi; Basidiomycota; Exobasidiomycetes; Georgefischeriales; Tilletiariaceae. Gene Ontology annotation, molecular function: dynein light intermediate chain binding; microtubule binding. The coding region runs from base 444 to 1412 and encodes 322 amino acids. Gene Ontology annotation, biological process: cytoskeleton-dependent intracellular transport; cytoplasmic microtubule organization.